Messenger RNA from Durusdinium trenchii, 659 nucleotides. Lineage: Eukaryota; Dinophyceae; Suessiales; Symbiodiniaceae. The record is from the annotation of a GenBank genome assembly.
UACAUGACAAGGUCCCUAAACCAAUUUGAUGGGAAAGGGCAACAACAUUCCCAGCACCUCUUCGCUGAGGCUCUGGUGGGCGGAAUCCUAUUGGCAUUGUUUGGUGAACUGCUCCAGGCAAUUUAAUUUGGCACAUCACACGGCCACAGCCGAGGUGCGGGAACAUUUGCUGCCAAGCUGGAACUUCGGCACUCAUCCGGAGUUCAAGGUCUCCUUCGAUGGUUGGCUGGUGCCCACGGUCCGUGGUCAGAUCACCGGCACGGUGAGCAGCCUGGGCACCGGCGUGCGGCCUGAUUGGUCCAUGCACAUCACCGAUGCGAAGGGGUCAACGGUGGGCCAUGCACAUCAGCAUUUUGUGGUCGGCCCUCCAGACCAGGACAUGCGAGUGCUGUCGCGCUGGAAGGUGGUGACGGUGUUGGAAGGCCGGCUGCCACAUUGGAUGGUGGGUUUCUUGGCUGUUCUGGAUGACAUCGAGGAGGACAUCUACUAGUCAUGCGCGCCAUUCUUCGAACGACCAGCUGUGCAAGGGGCAUUGAGAUGGACUUCCACGAGGUCCACAGCGAAGGAACCCCCGACCGCCCCGCGGGUCGAGCUCCGCAGUCGAGCGCCCGACCGCGCGGUGUGAGCGGAUUCGAUGCGUCGUAGCGAGACAGGCGGAG